AACUGUUUUCUCAAACCGUAUUGUUGUUUCUUCUUUUCUUCUUGUCUUCUAAUACUCUUCUUUCUCUCUACCAAGUUUGUUGUAUCAUGGAUAGAUUAUAUAGAGAUAGAUAGGUCCAACUUUCAUCGAAAAGAUUCCGUUGUAUGCGAUUGAAGCGCAAUAUUACAUUGAUGAAAUUUCUUAUUUGGUUCAAGAUUUGGGUUUGUUGCAUUCUAGGGUGCCUAUGCUUCUGCACUCGACCUGAUUCAUUGCCUCAUGGACCCUUUUGAUGAUCUUCUACCUGAGGCUCCUGUUGCACGCAUUCGGCCGGGUGCCAAGUUUGCUCCAAAGGCCAAAGCGAAACAGCGGCCACGAAAGGAAGUACCUUCGUCGGAACAUGCCACCUCAUCUAAAGAUGCUGGGAAUCAAUGUCAAAAUGUAGGUCCUUCCACGCUAAAUGUGCCAGCGAAAGAAUAUGUGGGAUUCAUUCAUCAUACGCAGGUACACUUUCCAAAUUCUGAAAGUGGAAAUCCUGAACAAGUUAGUGUGGAGGGAGAUAGUGCAGCCUUGGUGGACGGUUCCACAAUCACAGCAUCUGAUAUUGGUGCUGGUCAGAAUUCUACAAACUUCUUAGAAUCAGUAUGUGAGGCUGGUCCAACAGAUUUUGACGGGGACUCAGUCACUAACUUCGUUUCUGAAACCAACCUCAACAAUGGCACGGAUUUGGGCUUCGAAAGUGUUUCAGCUAAUAAAGUUGCAAUAACUCAGACAGUUGAUUCAAAGUCAAACAUUGGGAAAGAACCAGAGGUAGUAUCUGCAGAGAUUGAAUUGGAUCCUUUCAGUGACAUCCUCCCUGAUCUUCCUGCUAGGAAUGUUCAUAAAUUUAAACCCAAGAUCAAGCCACGACCUAGAGUAGGCAAUAUGCCGGCUUCUGCUUCAUGUGAUGUUAUGAUGGAAAAAUCUGUUGAGUUGCCUACUUCAUACUCAACGGACUUUCAAUCUUUUCAGUCUACUAGUGUACUAAACCAAUCAACCAGUUUACCUUUGCCAACGUCAGAGAUUCUUAGGAAGACUUAUAUGCCCGAUAAGUUUGGUAACACAAGCUCAAAUGUUUCAAUAUCUGAAGACAGUAAGAGCUUGGCAGCAGCAAUUCCUUCCCAAUUGGAUUCCCUAAAUGCUAUGCUUUCAGGGGACGCAGUUCAUAAUGGUACUAGAGAUUGGCCUUCUACCUUUGGUAAAUCAUCUGGAGAGGCUGCAGACAUUUUUUCUGGGUUGGAAUCCCUUGAUGACUUUCUCACCCAAGCUACUACUGAUACAGGAAAACCGGCUCUUCAUUCUUUCAAUGAGAAGGGUGCAGAGGAAAAUUUUGUCACACCUGUUUGUAGUUCUAUUAACUCCUUUACGGAAUGUGAUAAUACCCAAGUUCAAAGAUGUCCUGAAUAUCAUACACCGCAAGAUCCAGUAACCUUCAAUGAAGCUACUGAUCUCAAUGAGAGUGACACUCACACUAAGAAUAGAAUGUCGGAAACAGAGGAAAUUGAGGACCUGAAUCCCGCCUAUCCAAGAGAUGAUGUUUUUGAUUAUCAAUCCAUGAAAUCUGGUGAAGAUCCAACUUAUGGAAUUCCAGUGCAUGAAGACUUGACAAAUGCUGCUGACAGUUCCACAUUGGCUGAUUUUUUGCAUGCAAAUGAUUCAAGGGAAAAAGAAGUUGCUAAUCAAAGGAAAAGGGAUGGCUCAGACUCAUGUUCUCUGAGGAAGAACAAAAGAUCUUCUAUUUCUGGUGAGGAGGAUAAUGGUGGUAAAACCUCAAGGCAGCGGAGAAAACUAGCAGCAUGUAAACCUAGAAACAGCUCAUUCAAUGAGGAUGUUGAAGAUGAUAAUGACAUUGAUCCUCCUUAUCAUUCUAAUGAACAUGAACUUCAAGAAAAUGAUGAUGACUAUGAAGUUGAUCAUUCAUCCAAGAAGAAGAGAGGAUCAAAGAGUUCACAGAAGAAAUCUGUGGCCAAAAGUGGAAAAACAUCUCGAAGGCGUAAGAAGGCUGAUGAUGAUUUACAAAAAACUAAGGAACCUCCAAAAAAGUUCUCUCAUUCAACCCGACGAAAGAAAAGAUGUGUGGACAAGGCUCUGCUGGAAAUUCCUGAGGACGAACUUGAUCCUCGAACAUUGCCUAUAAAAGAUAUUAUUUUACUUGCAGAACACAGGGAGCGGCAAGCGAAAAAAGAUGCGAUGACUUCAAAUAUGUCUCCCUCCAAUCAAAGUGGUGGAGAUUCUCUUCAUGGGGCUGGUGCGUAUAAUGAACAGGAGUUCUCAGGUUCAGAAGAUGGUGGAGACCCAUAUGAUGAUCAAGACAAUGAAAGGAUUGAUUCAACUCCCGUUCUAUACAAUUACCAUACUUUCAUGGAAAAGACACCUAGGGGGAAAUGGUCAAAACAAGAUACCGAACUGUUUUAUGAGGCUAUUAGGGAGUUGGGUACAGAUUUUUCUAUGAUACAACAGCUUUUCCCUGAUAAAACCCGCCGUCAAAUUAAGUUGAAAUACAAGAAGGAAGAGCGGGAGCAUUAUUUACGGUUAAGAGAUGCUAUACAUAACCGUGCAAAAGAUCAUUCUCAUUAUAAUUUGUUGAUUGAACGAUUGCAACAAUCUUCCACCAAGGCAGAGGAGGUUAUGGACCCGACAACAGGAACUAAUGAAGAGGUUGUGGAGGCUGCAACAAUUAAGCAUGAUGUGGAUGUUAAAGAACAGGAAGUUUCUGCGGCAGUUCAGAGUCCAGAGGAAUAUGAUGACAGUGAGGAUGACUCUCUAAAAUGGUCUCAGUAUAAAAGUCUCUAUUAGGGACAGAAUGAAAGUAAAUCACUUUUAUCUCAUUUUAUUUUCAGAAUAGGUAGUGCGAAAUUCUUUUACUUGCUCAAAAUUUGUGAAAUUAUUCAUUUAACCGUCCUCUGCUACCAUUUUCCAGCAGGGCCUCUUUUCAAUUUUGCAUGUAAUAAUGUACAAUUUAUCUAUCAAAAACGUAUCGUUAAUUCAUCGAUUCCUUUUA
Vigna angularis (adzuki bean) is the source of this 3016-nucleotide messenger RNA. Its product is annotated as transcription factor TFIIIB component B''. The coding region runs from base 256 to 2811 and encodes 851 amino acids. Gene Ontology annotation, cellular component: transcription factor TFIIIB complex. The transcript is spliced from 17 exons. Gene Ontology annotation, molecular function: TFIIIC-class transcription factor complex binding. The record is from RefSeq and is a predicted model, not a curated record. Lineage: Eukaryota; Viridiplantae; Streptophyta; Magnoliopsida; Fabales; Fabaceae. Gene Ontology annotation, biological process: RNA polymerase III preinitiation complex assembly.